This is a messenger RNA of Yarrowia lipolytica CLIB122, 2154 nucleotides long. RefSeq lists its product as uncharacterized. The record is from RefSeq and is a predicted model, not a curated record. Lineage: Eukaryota; Fungi; Ascomycota; Dipodascomycetes; Dipodascales. Gene Ontology annotation, molecular function: clathrin binding. Gene Ontology annotation, biological process: intracellular protein transport; vesicle-mediated transport. Gene Ontology annotation, cellular component: membrane coat.
AUGAGUGACUUGAAAUUCUUCACCAAGGGAAAAGCUGCGGAAUUGAGAACGGAGCUGCAGGCAGCCAAAGGUCCGAAAAAUGUCGGAAAGAAGAAGGCGGUGCUGAAGAAGAUCGUGGCCAACAUGACCAUGAGCAACAAUGAGAUGAUUGUCUUAUUCGAGGACAUUAUCGACAUGAUCCGAUCGUCCAACGAUCUGGACGUGAAGAAGAUGUGUUUCCUCUAUCUCAUCACAUACUGCAAGGCUAAACCUGAGCUGGCCACGGGAGCGCUGGACCCUCUUCUGGACGAUGCUGGAUCCCGGGAGUCGCCCUUGAUUCGGGCCCUGGCCCUCAAAACACUUUCCUCUAUUCCUCUGGAGGACUUCAUCAGGGAGGGAGUGGAGCCUACCAAGCGACUGUUGUUUGAUGAGGACCCCUAUGUUCGCAAGACUGCGUGUCUGGCCGUGGCUAAAAUGUGGUCCCAUGACACCAAGAUUGUUGAGCACUCUGACUUGAUCGCACUGCUCAACAAGCUGCUGAACGAUGGAAACCCCACUGUGGUGGCCUCAGCACUGGCUGCCCUGAUGGACAUCACCGAAAAGUCUAGUGAUUUGCAGCUCACACUCGAUCACAACCACGCGUCCAAGAUUGCUACCGUGCUUGGGGAGUGUUCCGAAUGGUCGCAGAUCAGCAUGCUCCAGGCGCUACUAUGCUGGACCCCACAGACAGCUCUGGAAGCGGAGCGUAUGGUGGAGCGUGUUCUUCCGCGGUUGCAGCACUCUAAUGCUGCUGUGGUUCUCGGAACUGUGCGUCUCAUUGUCUACCUCGCCAAUUAUUCGCAGAACCUCCUGGAACACGUGCCCCAGAUCCCCACCAAGCUGAGUUCCGCAAUGGUCAACCUCAUUUCGAGGCAGCCUGAGUUGCAGUACCUUGCGCUCCGAAACUGCAUCCUUAUCCUCCAAUCAAAACCCCAGCUGCUCCAGGGCCUGUCUGUUAAGGCUUUCUUCUGCAAGUACAACGACCCCAUCUAUAUCAAGACCACUAAGCUGGAGCUUAUCUAUUUGCUGGCCAACGACAGCAACAUUGGAGUUGUGCUGCGUGAGCUGCGUGAGUACGCGACGGAAAUCGACGUGCAGGUGGUUCGAAAGUCUGUACGAGCCAUUGGAAAGCUGGCCCUCAAAUUGGAGUCUGCUACAGCCGCAAAGGCCAGUGUCGACACACUCAUGUACCUUGUGGAGACCCGGGUGUCAUAUAUUGUGCAAGAAGCCAUUGUAGCUCUCAAGAACAUCCUUCGACGAUACCCCGGUCGGUUCGAGGGCGUCAUUGGUGAGCUGUGUGAGCACCUGGAUGCUCUCGAUGAGCCGGAGGCCCGUGAGGCCAUGGUCUGGAUUGUCGGUCAGUACGCUGACCGAAUUGAUGACUCGCAUCUCAUUCUGGAGCAACAUUUCCUUUCUACGUGGCACGAUGAGCCCGUCAACGUUCAGCUUGCACUUUUGACGGCCACCGUCAAACUUUUCAUCCUGCGACCUACCAGAGGCCAGGCGAUGGUUCCCAAGGUGCUCAAGUGGGCUACUGAGGAGACUGACAACCCCGACCUGCGAGACCGAGGAUACAUGUACUGGCGUCUCUUGUCGUCUGACCCCUCUGCUGCCAGAGACAUUGUGCAUCCCGAUAAAAUGCCUCUGAUCCAUGUUGAGGAUGAAGCAAUCAUGGACCCUCGAGUUCUGGAAGAGUUGGAGCUUGGCAUCGGUACACUCGCUUCUAUCUAUCUCAAGCCUGUUCGCCAUGUAUUCCGACUGGCCAAACCCAGAAAGCUCACUCCAUCGCCGUGUCUCAUUCCUCGAAAAGACAGCGAUGUGGAUGAACUUAAACAGCUUGCUGAGCAGGCUGAAAAGUCAAAGCAGCCUGCUCCUAGCAUGCCAGACAUUGCAUCAUUGAAUCUGGGCACUCUUCAGAGCCCAUCUCUGGCCCAGUACACUCCGCUGAUCCCCACCCCUACCACAGGUACUCCUACUACCCCCAGCUUCCCGCAAAUGCCCCAGCGAUCUAACAGCGUUGCUGUGCACCAUCAAUCACAGCAGCUGCUGGAUGACGGAAGUGGCAGCCAAGGCUACUUCGUUACACAGAACGGUAUUGCUCAGGGCUCUCAAAAUACCCAGAACUUGUUGUGGUAA